GAGAGAGAGGAGGGACUGAGAGACAGCGCGGACGUUUGGCAGCGGAAAACUGGAACGCUUUUCUCCUGGCUUACAAACGCGCUAGCCUUGCAACUGGCAAACUGAAGAACAUUAAAAAGCAUAAAGGAGAAAGUGCGGAGAAAGAAGAAAAAGACAUAGGUCGGGGAUUGAACGGAGCGGGGCAUGUGGAUAUUGGCUAUCUUCUUUUUCCAGAGCAUCUUGAAUGUUUUCACUGAAGACCUACACUCCAGCUUGUAUUUUGUCAAUGCAUCUGUGCAAGAGGUAGUGUUUGCCAGCACUACAGGGACCCUGGUGCCCUGCCCAGCAGGGGGCGUGCCCCCCGCCUCACUGCGCUGGUACUUCGCCACUGGAGAGGAGAUCUACGAUGUGCCCGGGAUCCGCCACGUGCACUCCAACGGAACCCUCCAGAUCUUCCACUUCCCCCCCUCCAGCUUCAGCACCCGCAUCCACGACAACACGUACUAUUGCACAGCCGAAAACCCUUCAGGGAAAAUCAGGAGCCAGGAUGUUCACAUCAAGGCCGUGUUACGGGAGCCCUACACAGUUCGAGUGGAGGACCAGAAAGCCAUGAGAGGCAAUGUAGCGGUUUUUAAGUGCAUUAUCCCCGCCUCUGUGGAGGCCUACGUCAGCGUCGUAUCGUGGGAGAAAGACACAAUCUCACUCGUCUCAGGAUCUAGAUUUCUCAUCACGUCCACGGGAGCCUUGUAUAUUUUGGAUGUACAGACGGAGGAUGGAUUGUAUAACUACCGCUGCGUCACACGACACCGCUACACAGGGGAGACCCGACAGAGCAACAGCGCCCGUCUCUUUCUGUCAGAUCCCACAAAUGCAGAGCCGGUGGUCCUGGAUGGGUUCGAGCGACGGGAGGUCAUGGCCGGCCAUCGGGUGGAGCUGCCCUGCAAGGCGUCGGGCCACCCCUCACCCAAAUACCGCUGGCUGAAGGACAGCAGCCCCCUGGAGCCGGACAGCCGCUUCCGGCAGAGCCUGACGGGCCUGCUGAUCGAGAGCACGCAGUCCAGCGACGCCGGGAGCUACGUGUGCGAGGUGUGGAACAGCUACGGCAACGCCGAGGUGCUGGGCCACCUGCUGGUCAAACAGCCCCUGAAGGUGGUGGUGAGUCCUCGGAAGGUGAAGGGCAGCGUGGGUAGCCAGGUGUCUCUGUCCUGCAGCGUGAGCGGCUCGGAGGAGUUUGAGCUGUCCUGGUACCGUAACGGCGAGAUCCUCCGGCCCGGCAGCAACGUGCGCAUCACGGGCCCCAGCCGCGAGAGCCUGGUGAUGGAGGGCAUGGCCAAGAGCGACGCCGGGGCCUACCAGUGCUUCGCCCGCCACGGCAAGAUGUCCGCCCAGGACAUGGUGCAGGUCGUCCUGGAGGACGGCACUCCAAAGAUCCUGUCCACCUUCAGUGAGAAGGUGGUCAGUCCCAACGAGGUGGUGUCCCUGGUGUGCAAUGUGAAGGGCACCCCCCUGCCCACCGUGAGCUGGACCCUGGACGACGACCCCGUGCUCAAGGACAGCAGCCACCAGACGGGCCACAUCACCCUGGUGGAGGACAACCUCCUGAGCUACCUGAACAUCUCGCACACGCAGGUCCGCGACGGGGGCGUCUACCGCUGCAUCGCCAACAACUCGGCCGGAGUGGUCUCCUACCAGGCUCGAAUAAACGUAAGAGGGCCUGUCAGCAUCCGUCCAAUGAAAAACCUCACAGCCAUAGCGGGGAGGGACACCUAUAUUCACUGCCGUGUGAUUGGCUACCCUUAUUACUCCAUCAAGUGGUACAAGAACGCUAACCUGCUGCCCUUCAACCACCGGCAGCGCGCCUUUGAGACCAACGGCACACUGAAGCUGUCGGACGUGCAGAAGGACAUGGACGAGGGAGAGUACACGUGCUGCGUGCUGAUUCAGCCCCAGCACUACUACAACCGCAGCGUCUACGUCACCGUCAAGGUGCCCCCGUUCAUCCAGCCCUUUGAGUUCCCCAGCUUCUCCAUUGGCCAGCGUGUGUUCAUCCCCUGCGUGGUGGUGUCAGGUGACCUGCCCAUCUACAUCACCUGGCACAAAGACGGCAAGCAAAUCCCAGCCAGCCUGGGUGUCACCAUCGACAACAUCGACUUCACCAGCUCCCUGCGCAUCUCCAACCUGUCAGUGGAGCACAACGGGAACUACACCUGCAUCGCCCGCAACGACGCAGCCACUGUGGAGCACCAGAGCCAGCUCAACGUCCGAGUCCCUCCCAGGUUUGUGGUGCAGCCGCAGGACCAGGCCGGUAUUUACGGCAAAGCCGUGAUCCUGAACUGCUCCGCCACCGGCUCCCCGGUCCCUACCAUCGUGUGGAAGUACUCCAAAGGUGCCGGAGUGCCCCAGUUCCAGCCCAUUGCGCUGAACUCGGGCUUCAGGAUCCAGCUGCUGCCCACCGGCUCCCUGCACAUCAAACACGUGCUGGAGGAGGACAGCGGCUACUACCUGUGCAAAGUCAGCAACGACGUGGGCGCGGACGUCAGCAAGUCCAUGUACCUCACCGUCAAGAUCCCUGCCAUGAUCACGUCGUACCCCAACACCACGCUGGCGACGCAGGGUCAGAGGAAGGAGAUGAGCUGCACGGCGCACGGGGAGAAGCCCAUCAUGGUGCGGUGGGAGAAGGAGGACCGCAUCAUCAACCCCGAGAUGAGCCGCUACAUCGUCUCCGUCAAGGAGGUGGCCGAUGAGGUCAUCUCCACCCUGCAGAUUCUGCCAACAGUGAGGGAAGACUCUGGAUUUUUCUCCUGUCAUGCAAUCAACUCCUUUGGCGAAGACAGAGGAAUCAUUCAGCUAACAGUGCAAGAACCCCCUGACCCUCCCGAGGUGGAGAUCCGGGAGGUACGUGAUCGGACAAUCGCCCUUCGCUGGACCAUGGGCUUCGAUGGAAACAGCCCCAUCACUGGCUACGACAUUGAGUGCAAGAACAAAUCCGCCUCCUGGGGAUCAGCACAAACAACCAAAGAUGUCUCCCCCCAGCUGAACCAGGCCACCAUCAUCGACCUCCACCCAUCCUCCACGUACAACAUCCGCAUGUUUGCCAAGAACCACAUCGGCAAGAGCGAUGCCAGCAACGAGCUCACCAUCACCACCGACGAAGCAGCUCCUGACGGCCCCCCACAGGAAGUUCAGCUGGAGGCCAUUUCCUCCCAAAGCAUCAAGGUCACAUGGAAGGCCCCAAAAAAGCACCUGCAGAACGGGAUGAUCCGGGGGUACCAGGUGGGCUACAGGGAGUACAGCACGGGGGGCAGCUACCAGUUCAACAUCAUCAGCAUGGACACCACAGGAGACAGUGAGAUGAUCACGCUGGAUGACCUGCACAAGUUCACCAAGUACGGCGUGGUGGUGCAGGCCACCAACCGCGCUGGCACCGGGCCCUCCUCACAGGAAGUCAUCGCCACCACCCUGGAGGACGUGCCCAGCCGCCCCCCGGAGAACGUGCAGGCCUCGGCCACGUCCCCAGAGACCAUCUCUCUCUCCUGGUCCUCCCCCGCCAAGGAGGCGCUCAACGGCAUCCUGCAGGGCUUCCGCAUCAUCUACUGGGCCAACCUGCCUGACGGAGAGCUGGGCGAGAUCAAGAACGUCACAACAUCGCAGGAUUCCCUGGAGCUGGACAGUCUGGAGAAGUACACUAACUACAGCAUCCAGGUGCUGGCCUUCACCCGGGCGGGGGACGGGGUGCGCAGCGAGCAGAUCUUCACCCGCACCAAGGAGGACGUCCCAGGCCCCCCUGCCGGCGUGAAGGCCGCUGCCUCCACCAACUCUGUGGUGUUCGUCUCCUGGCUCCCGCCACUCAAGCUCAACGGGAUUAUCUGGAAAUACACCGUCUUCUGCUCCAACCCCUACUCCACGGGGAUCAGCGAGUUUGAGGCGGCUCCUGACGUGUACUUCCACCGCGUGCCCAACCUGAGCCGCAACCAGAAGUACAGCUUCUGGGUGGUCGCCGUGACCGCAGCUGGGCGCGGAAACACCAGCGAGAUCAUCACUGUGGAGCCUCUUGCCAAAGCUCCCUCCCGGAUCCUCACCUUCAGCGGCACGGUGACCACGCCCUGGAUGAAGGACAUCGUGCUGCCCUGCAAGGCCGUCGGAGACCCGCCGCCCACCGUCAAGUGGCUGAAGGGCAGCAACGGGACCCCGGCCCCGGUGUUGAUUGACGGACGGCGGAGCAUCCAUAACAACGGCAGCUUUGUGAUCCGCACGGUGAAAGCAGAGGAUUCUGGAGACUAUAGCUGCGUGGCCAGCAACAGCUGGGGCUCUGAUGAAAUAGUUCUUAAUCUGCAGGUCCAAGUUCCUCCAGACCAGCCACGCCUUACGGUCACCAAGACAACCACCACGUCAAUCACUCUGUCUUGGGUUCCGGGGGACAAUGGCGGAAGCUCGAUCCGAGGAUACAUCCUGCAGUACUCUGAGGACAACAGCGAGCAAUGGGGAAACUUUCCCAUCAGCCCCAGUGAGCGGUCCUACCGCCUGGAGAACCUCAAAUGUGGCACCUGGUACAAGUUCACUCUCACAGCCCAGAACGGCGUGGGUCCGGGGCGCAUCAGCGAGAUAAUCGAGGCCAAGACACAUGGAAAAGAACCGCAAUUCGCCAAAGAACACGAGCUCUUCGCCAGCAUCAACUCCACCCGGGUGAAGCUCAACCUGAUUGGCUGGAACAACGGGGGGUGUCCGAUAACGUCCUUCACGCUGGAGUAUCGGCCUGUGGAGACGGCGGUUUGGACCACCGCCCAGCGCACGUCCCUGACCAAGAGUUACAUCCUGUAUGACCUGCAGGAGGCCACCUGGUACGACCUGCAGAUGAAGGUCUCCAACAGCGCCGGCUCCGCAGAGAAGAGGGCCACCUUCGCCACGCUCAACGCCGACGGCAGCACCAUCCCGCCCCUGCUGAUGACUGUGGACGAGGGAAAGGUGAGCAUGGGGGGCAGCGAGGGCCUGAAGAUGAUGGUGACCAUCUCCUGCAUCCUGGUGGGCAUGGUCCUGCUCUUCAUCCUGCUGCUGCUGCUGAGGAGGAGGAGGAGGGAGCAGAGGCUCAAGAGACUGCGGGAUGCAAAAAGCUUGGCAGAAAUGCUAAUGAGUAAGAACACGCGCACGCCAGACACGAUGAACAAGCAGCAGACUCUCAGAAUGCACAUCGACAUCCCCCGAGCCCAGCUGCUCAUCGAGGAGAGAGACACCAUGGAGACCAUCGAUGACAGGUCUACUGUUCUGCUCACUGAUGCUGAUUUCGGAGAGACGUCCAAGCAGAAGUCGUCCACGGUCACACAUACGGUUCACUACCAGUCCCUCUCCCAGGCAACCGGCCCCCUGGUGGACGUGUCUGACGCCCGACCUGGAACCAACCCCACUGCCCGCCGCACGGCGAAGGCCGGCCCCACUGCCCGAAACCGCUAUGCCAGCCAGUGGACCCUGAACCGGCCCCACCCGCCUGUCUCCUCCCACACGCUCACCACUGACUGGAGGCUGCCCACGCCACGAGCCACCGGCUCCGUCGACAAGGAGAGCGACAGCUACAGCGUCAGCCCCUCUCAGGACACAGACCGCGCACGGAGCAGCAUGGUGUCGACAGAGAGCGCCUCCUCCACCUAUGAGGAGCUGGCGCGGGCCUACGAGCACGCCAAGAUGGAGGAGCAGCUUCGCCACGCCAAGUUCACCAUCACAGAGUGCUUCAUCUCGGACACGUCCUCGGAGCAGAUGACCGCCGGCACCAACGAGUACACGGACAGCCUGACCUCCAGCACGCCGUCCGAGUCGGGCAUCUGCCGCUUCACUGCAUCCCCGCCCAAGCCACAGGACGGGGGCCGCGUCAUGAACAUGGCUGUGCCCAAGGCGCACAGACCCGGAGGUGAGCUGGUGCACCUGCCCCCGUACCUCCGGAUGGACUUCCUGUUGAGCCGCGGUGCGGGGGGUGGGGCCUCCUCCUCGUCAGGGCGGGAGGUGGCACUGGGCGGGGCCUGCCUGGAGCCUCAGAAGAGCCGCACACUGAAGCGCCCCGCCCUGCUGGCCCCCACGCCCACGGAGGCGGCAGGAGGGCCCGCACGGGAGGUGCAGCAGUGGCAGCCCGGGACAGCCUCCACUCUACCCCUGCGGGAGCCUGGAGACCUGGCGCAAGCCGCCAAGAUCAGCAGCUCCCAGGAAUCCCUGCUCGACUCCCGUGGACACCUCAAACAGAGCAGCAACCCUUACGCAAAGUCGUACACGCUGGUAUAACACAGCGCAACCCUUACACAAAGUCCUACAGGCUGGUAUAACACACAGCGCAACCCUUACACAAAGUCCUACACACUGUUGCAACACACAGCGCCAACCUUACUCAAAGUCCUACACACUGGUAUAACAGAGCAACCCUUACACAAAGUCCUACACACUGGUAUAACACAGAGCAACCCUUACACAAAGUCCUACACACUUGUAUAACACACAGCGCAACCCUUACACAAAGUCAUACACGCUGGUGUAACACAGAGCAACCCUUACACAAAGUCCUACACGCUGGUGUAACACAGAGCAACCCUUACACAAAGUCAUACAUGCUGGUGUAACACAGAGCAACCCUUACACAAAGUCAUACACACUGGUGUAACACAGAGCAACCCUUACACAAAGUCAUACAUGCUGGUGUAACACAGAGCAACUCUUACACAAAGUCAUACACACUGGUGUAACACAGAGCAACCCUUACACAAAGUCAUACACGCUGGUGUAACACAGAGCAACCCUUACACAAAGUCAUACACGCUGGUGUAACACAGAGCAACCCUUACACAAAGUCAUACACGCUGGUGUAACACAGAGCAACCCUUACACAAAGUCUAACACACAGCGCACAGGCCGGACUGCAGGACCCAGGCUCUCUUCUCACAGACGGGAGGAGGAGGAGGAGUCCCAACAAUAACAAUCACACAGAGACAGACCGAUAGACGGACAGACAGACGCUUUAAAAAAAGUUGUACAUAUAUCCGAUUCCAAAUGGAUGGGUGACUUUUACUCUUUCUUUCCUUCCUUCUUUCCUUCUUUCUUACUUUCUGUCUUUCUUCCUCUCCCUUUUUCACUUUCUCACUUUUAUUUUCUACUUGAGCUUUUUAUUUAUUUUAAAAUUAAUCCACACUAAGAUUGCCAAAAUAAUAUAUAAUUUUGUGAGAGAGAAGGUAAAAUUGAAAUAAUGGUGGUGACAGUGAUGAUGAUGGUGAUGAUGAUGAUGAUGAUGAUGAUGGUGAUGAUGAUGAUGAAUUUUAUUGUUAUAUAAAAAUUCUAAUAUAUAUAUAUAAAUAUAUCUGAAAACAAAACUAAGAGGAGCCUGGAGCACUCAGCAGGACACGACAUUGAAUUACUUUAGUUUUCAUCUGAGUGUGAGCGAACUAAUGCAAUUUUGUUAGUUUAUUUUUGUUGUCAGUUGUUUUUUCUAACUGAAAUGCAUCUCACUAGCGGAGGGGAACCAGGUGAGAGAGGAUGGGUGAGAGAGCUGUCCCACCGGUCCCAUCCUCUCAGUGUUACCUUUUAAAAUCUAUUUCCUGUGACUGCAUGGGGACUGGAAAAAAGACCAUUACCAUAGUAACGGCUGGAAAUCCAACUGCAAAUUUUGUCACAUUAUGAAAUUAUACAAUGUGAAAGAUUUAUUAUAAUUAUAUAUAUAUAUAUAAGAAAUCACUUUUAUUUGUGGAUAUUACAGGGAAAAAAAAUUGAUUUGGUUAAUAAAGUCCUUAGUCAUGUUUGCACACCUCUGGUUUUACUUAGGAAAUUGGGGCUCCACCCUUUAAACCCCCAUCUUUCUGCAAACAUAAAAGCACAGCAAACACAUAGGAGGUGCACAACCCACCUGUACUGUGAGGCUACUUUAGAGGACGGGCCAUUCUGCAAUAAUGUCCAGGUACUGACACGGACCAGGGCCCCUGUGUGGCCACCCCAGACCCCUGAGGGGCCCAUUUUACCACGUUCCCUUCAAGACCAAAGAAGCAUCUGACCUAUCUGGCCCUUUGCUGUCAACACAGGGGGUGGCGUCUGAGUCGGGGGGGGACCCCUUCACCUCAUCAAUUUAUCAUCAAUGUUGAGCCCUCGCUGGAAACACACCCUGAGAAAUCUUUAACAGCUCCAAAUUCUGCCCUUUCACCGACCGGGGUGUCAACUUAGACUGUCACUGCUGCCAUGUUCUUUGUCCGAAUAUCUUGCAGGGAGAGCUUUAGUCUCUGAUGGUUAAGAAUGGCUUUUUCAGAUUUUAUUGAGGGGUUAUAAGUUGUCCUGAAGUGUUUGGUGUGCGGAGGUGUUCAUCAGUGAACUGAAAAAUUGAAGAAUUCUCCAAGUCAACAAAACAUGACCUUGCUAUGAAUUUUUGUGGGUAUAUUCCUUUAUUAAUGACCUAUAUCAUUUCUCUAUUUUGUUUUUUUAAAACAAACACAGAAAAUAUGGCCAACAAAUGGUGCUGUGUAGCUACUUUAAAUAAUUUGAGAAAUGAAUGUAGAUUAUUUAAGUCAGUGGAUUGCACUGUGCGUCAAAGAUCAAAGGAAAUGUCGACAAUCUUGAACAAAAAGCUGUGUCUGCCAGUUUCACCGUAACUGCACUGAUCUGCAUCCUUCAGCAUGGCAGCAAUGCAAGACAAGAGAUCAGGUUAAUGCUGUCGCACUGACGCACUGCUGCCUAUAGGUGGCGGUGUGGUGGAAUCAGGUACUGCUGCUGCACUGGCCUACUCACUAUGAGAGAGGAAGCACUGGUCCAUUCAGUGUGCCUCUUUGAAAAGCUCAGAAUGCUAUUGGUGCAAUACUAGGUCCUUGUUUACUACCCUAAAUGUGAUUGGCUGACUAUUCAUUUGGCUCCACCCAGGUUUAGCAUGUGUGGAGCUCGUGAAGUGAGGGGCAUUUUGUAUACAAAAUCUGUAUUGUGUUUUAAAAUUUGCUAGCGUCUAAAGAUCCAGUGUAUUACUCCCUUCCGGUAUGCAUUAACUGUGUCUGUGUGUAUUUCUAUGCACACUUAUUAAAACCUUUAAUGUGACAUGA
This is a messenger RNA of Conger conger (European conger), 9017 nucleotides long. It is a transcript of the gene dscamb, whose product is annotated as Down syndrome cell adhesion molecule b. The transcript has 33 exons. Gene Ontology annotation, molecular function: cell-cell adhesion mediator activity. The coding region runs from base 184 to 6240 and encodes 2018 amino acids. NCBI's taxonomy places the organism in Eukaryota, Metazoa, Chordata, Actinopteri, Anguilliformes, Congridae. The record is from RefSeq and is a predicted model, not a curated record. Gene Ontology annotation, cellular component: axon; plasma membrane. Gene Ontology annotation, biological process: homophilic cell-cell adhesion; dendrite self-avoidance; axon guidance.